Rhincodon typus (whale shark) is the source of this 1536-nucleotide messenger RNA. RefSeq names its product BMP and activin membrane-bound inhibitor homolog. The transcript is spliced from 3 exons. The record is from RefSeq and is a predicted model, not a curated record. NCBI's taxonomy places the organism in Eukaryota, Metazoa, Chordata, Chondrichthyes, Orectolobiformes, Rhincodontidae. Gene Ontology annotation, biological process: negative regulation of transforming growth factor beta receptor signaling pathway; positive regulation of canonical Wnt signaling pathway. The coding region runs from base 334 to 1110 and encodes 258 amino acids.
CCCACUCGCUGCUGUUUGCCGCAUAUUCACAAGGACCGGGGGAAAGAUGGACUGUUUGUAGGUGAAUUUCUCUCGACAUCAUCCGUGGAUCUGCUGUGCUCUGGACUUGAAUGUGACUGGCGUGGCAAUUAGCCAGACUUUCAGCGGAAGAGGCAAAGAGAUAAUUGAGAGAGAGAGAGAGAGAGAAAGUUCAGUGACUUGGAGGAGGGAAAGAGAAAGUUGAGAAUAAAAGUAGAGCUGGUGUUUACAUGGGUUUCCUGCUGGGGACUGAGGCGCUGUUCCGACCGGAUAGAAGUGCACUGAAGUGGGGGCAAAGUGACUUAAACAGAAUCAAUGGAUCGCCAUCCCAACUUGAUGGCUGUGUGGCUGAAAUUGAAAUUAUGUGUCAUCACCAUCCUGUUCACAAAAGGUGAAAUCAGAUGUUAUUGUGACGGACCACAGUGUGUAGCAACAGGCUACAUGUGCAAGUCCCAACUCUCUGCCUGUUUUACCAGACUACUGGACCCCCAGAAUAUCAAUUCACCCUUAUUACAUGGCUGUAUGGAUGCUUUCUCCAACACGACAGAGAUCUGCCAAUCGCAAGGUUCCUACCACCAUAAAGGACACUGGUCACUCUUAGAGUGCUGCUGGGAAGAUAUGUGUAAUUAUAAAGGGCUACAGGAAGUUUUGCUGCAUUCUAGGAAUAGCAUGUCAGAUCGACGAGCCAAUAAGCGGACCUCUGGGAACAGGAACCUGGCCUACCGGCAAGAGGUGAAUGCCAAGGAGAUUUGGUUCAGGGCAGCUGUGAUAGCUGUGUGCAUAGCGGGCGCUUUCAUCCUGGUGCUGCUGGUCAUGCUAGCCCUGCGAAUGCUGCGAAGUGAAAACAGGCGUCUGCAACGGCAGCAUGAGCAAAUGAUCUCACGGCUGCACUACAGCUUUCAGAAGCCUCCUGCUGAAAAAUUCCUGGUCGGGAACUUGGACCAUGAAGCGACAGCCAUGUCUGCCAGAGACCACGAAAACUACUGCAUGGUGCAUAACAAGCAACAGCACUUGGACCCAUACAGUGAAAAUCAGAGCUCAUUUUUUCCAUGGGAUGUGCACAAUGUCCAUAAGAAGCCAACCGUGGUGUGACUAUGGGUGUUUCUGCCGAACCAUUAACUUGCCUGGUAAACCCCCAAGACCCACAGCUAACCAUUGCAAGUUUAAAAUGGGGAACUUGUUUUCACAAAAAAUGCAGUCAUGAUUAAUAGUGAAACAAUUGGCACUGAUGUUUUGUAGUUUGUGAUUUGGUUUGCUGCCAAUUUCUGAGUUGCUGUUUUUGAUGCCCUGGCACUUUUACUUGCCAAUAUCCAUUUAUUUGAUCCCACUGGGGUUGGAGGCGAACGGGGACAAUGUGGUAUAGAGCGUAAAGUUUUCCUCUGAUCUAACUGCCAGACUGUAAACUUCCAAUGACACCAUACUGAGUAAGAAUUUCAAAUACUGAUGGAUGAAGCAUGUCAGGCCUAUUUACAGACACACACCUUCUAAGCAAUAAAUGUAUUAUAAUGUACAAUGUAA